AUGCUCCAGCUUGUAGUUGUUUUGCUAGUCCUCUACAUAUGCCACCUAUUAAGCAAGCACGGAGACGAGGCAGAGCGAAGGAGAGAACUGGAGAAAAAGCUUCACGAAGCGACCGAGAAUCUGAAAAGGUGCAAGGAGUAUGAGAGAAGCUACCACAAUCUGAAAGCCUCAUACUUGGACUUGCUGGACCGGGCGGUGGGGAAAAAGAAAAAGGGGGAGUAA
Molecule: messenger RNA, 222 nt
Organism: Nematocida major
Lineage: Eukaryota; Fungi; Microsporidia
Exons: 1
Coding region: 1-222 (73 amino acids)
Source: RefSeq, a predicted model, not a curated record